AUGGCGCACAUAAUCCUCACCGGCGCGACAGGCCAAGCAGGCUCCGCCAUCCUAUCCUACGCCCUCAACUCCCCAGCAAUCUCCCGCAUCUCCAUACUAGGCCGCCGACCACCGAAAUUAGCCGAGAACCAACCCAAAGCAAACAUCAUCACCCACAGCGAUUUUGAACGCUACCCCCAAGAAAUCCUCGACCAGCUCAAAGGCGCCACGGGAUGUAUCUGGGCGCAAGGGAUAACUAGUCGUGGUAUGAAAGAAGACGAGUACACGAGAAUCACACUCGACUACCCUAUCGCGGCUGCGAAGGCUUUUGCGGGUUUGGGCGAGGACGUGAAGUUCGUGUAUAUGUCUGGCGAAGGGGCGGAUAUCAAUGAGAAGGCUUCGACGAUGUUUGGUCGGAUUAAAGGGCGUGCUGAGCGGACACUCCUGGGUCUGGGCAAGGAGUUGCCAAGCCUCAAAGUCUAUGCCAUCAGACCUGCUAUCAUCAAUCCGCAAGGCCAGUAUCUCGCUGAGAGGAAAGUGACGUUGCAGGAUCGUGCAUCGACUUUCCUCGGCGGGCUGUCUUCGAUGAUGUUUCCGAGUUUUGUGAUACCGACUGAUGCUUUGGCGAAAGUAUGUGUUGAUUUGGCGAUUGGUGAGGGCGAGCCUAUUGGUGCUGGAAAGGGCGUGGCGGAGGAUGGGAGGCUGUUGAGUAAUACUGCUUUGAGGAGGCUUGCUGAAUUGUGA
Recurvomyces mirabilis is the source of this 723-nucleotide messenger RNA. RefSeq lists its product as uncharacterized. Bases 1 to 723 code for a protein of 240 amino acids. The record is from RefSeq and is a predicted model, not a curated record. The transcript has a single exon. Lineage: Eukaryota; Fungi; Ascomycota; Dothideomycetes; Mycosphaerellales; Teratosphaeriaceae.